CUCAUCAAUCUCUAAUUUAAUCAAAAUUUCCCUUAUCCUCAAAUAAUGUUAGCCAGUUCAAAUCCUAAACAAAACUGAAAAUAUAAACGUUAAGAUAGUACCAUGAAACAACCCUCCGGCCGGGCGCAACAGUAUCCAGUCCAACAGAAGGAUAAGUUUUAUUCCCUCAGAAAGUCCGAGAUUAACCUUCUCUAUCGGACACAUGGGAAAAAGAUAGUUAGAAACCUACUAUGAGUAUGAUAUGUCCCAUUUAGAGCCCGAGAAGUGGUUGGUUGAGAGCCCGAGAAAAACACAGAUUUGGUCACCGAGUUCCAAUUGUCUUCUCGAAGGUUGCCGUUUCCCUUUGUCUAGAACUUGGAUCAUGAGACGGUCGGACAUUUUUUUUUUUUUAUUAUUCUUGCGCCUCAUGAGGUCAAAGACGGGAAAACUAGCUUGCCUGUACCUGUUUUGUUGCUAUCAUGACUGUAGUACAGUAUCUAGCUACAAGAGUACAUACAAGGUAAGUUGUCGAUGUAUAUCUACAUCUACUUCGAUGUACUUACAUAUGUAUGGAAGUACGAAAAUCAAGAAAUACGGAUCGCCGAACAUCCCCAUACAUUUUUUUCUUUUCCCCCCCAUAAGCUUAAUUAACUUCUAGUAAUCAUCACCACUCACUCCUACCUAGGGUACAGUACUUGUC
Molecule: messenger RNA, 679 nt
Organism: Aspergillus alliaceus
Lineage: Eukaryota; Fungi; Ascomycota; Eurotiomycetes; Eurotiales; Aspergillaceae
Exons: 1
Coding region: 242-637 (131 amino acids)
Source: RefSeq, a predicted model, not a curated record